CAGUUGUAUAACAUUAAAUACUGCGUGUCUUGGUGGCAUUUAUACACAACUGGUUGCUUUGGCUCAGUAGCAAACUUGGCUAACGUCUGGCAGUCCAAUCAAACGAUGAGUGCAGUAGCAUGCUAGUUGCUUGUUCCAACCCACCAUGGCACCGCGUAAGGGCAAGGAGAAGAAGGAGGAGCAGGUGAUCAGCCUGGGGCCGCAGGUCGCCGAGGGCGAGAACGUCUUCGGGGUCUGCCACAUCUUCGCUUCCUUCAACGACACCUUCGUCCACGUCACCGACCUCUCCGGCAAGGAGACGAUCUGCCGUGUGACGGGAGGGAUGAAGGUGAAGGCGGACAGGGAUGAGUCCUCCCCGUACGCCGCCAUGUUGGCGGCUCAGGACGUGGCCCAGAGGUGCAAGGAGCUGGGCAUCACCGCCCUGCACAUCAAACUCCGCGCCACGGGCGGCAACAGAACCAAGACUCCCGGCCCCGGGGCCCAGUCUGCGCUGCGAGCCCUCGCUCGCUCCGGGAUGAAGAUCGGCCGCAUCGAGGACGUCACCCCUAUCCCCUCAGACAGCACGCGCAGAAAGGGCGGUCGUCGUGGGCGACGUCUGUAAAGUGUUUAUAUUUUUCUGGGUCACUCAAUAAAAACGUCAAUUCCA
Molecule: messenger RNA, 646 nt
Organism: Conger conger (European conger)
Lineage: Eukaryota; Metazoa; Chordata; Actinopteri; Anguilliformes; Congridae
Product: small ribosomal subunit protein uS11
Exons: 5
Coding region: 146-601 (151 amino acids)
Biological process (GO): maturation of SSU-rRNA from tricistronic rRNA transcript (SSU-rRNA, 5.8S rRNA, LSU-rRNA); ribosomal small subunit assembly; translation
Cellular component (GO): ribosome; cytosolic small ribosomal subunit
Molecular function (GO): small ribosomal subunit rRNA binding; structural constituent of ribosome; mRNA 5'-UTR binding
Source: RefSeq, a predicted model, not a curated record